GUCAGAGCUCCAUGACAGGACACUGGAGGCUGGGCUCCAGUCAGCUGACAGAAUAGGCUCCACCAAGAUGGCGAUCUUCAGUGUGUAUGUAGUGAAUAAGGCAGGCGGCCUGAUCUACCAGCUGGAUAACCAGAUCCCUCGCUCCGAGACUGAGAAAACCUUCAGUUACCCGCUGGACCUGGUGCUGAAAGUCCACGAUGAUCGGGUGCAGGUGUCAUUCGGGCAGCGUGAUGGCAUCCGAGGUGAGGCUGCUGGGCCCCAGGGAUCUGCGAUGAAAUGGGGGCUGGUGUGUUAGAUCCUGAAUGGAGCGUUCCUUAAUGUGGGGGGGGGGACCCGGCUAUUGAUGUACACCGGGCCCCCAGAUAUUGCUGAACUACAACUCCCAUGGUUCUUUGAAUUACAUAGAUAGCCAGAGAAUCAUGGGAGUUGUAGUUCAGCAACAUCUGGGGGGCAGGAGUUUGAGGACCCCUGAAUUGUACACAGUCUGACCUGCUAAUGGCUACCCUAAUACCCAUAUAAUUAUACACCUAUAAACUCACACCUUCUCUUUAUACUGCAGUAAUUUAGUGCUGAUUUGUUUGUUUGUAUUUUGGUGUUGUCUGUGUACAAUGCUUGGUAAUUGGUGGAGUGGUCAAAAGGGUAUUUCCACAGACACUGAAGAAUUACUUCCCCCUCCCCCCAUUGAUGCCCUAUUGGCAAAGCAUCUUGGGAGUUGUAGUCCUACAAGAGCUGGUGAUAUACUUUUCAGCCACCUAUGGAAUAGAUAAGUUAUUGCAGAUGCUUUUGUAAAUAGGUUCUCCAUAAAUUAGACUCCGUGAGGUGCUUUGUUGGUGAGUGUCUAAACUGGUAAAAUGUUCUUCUUAUCAACAGCUGUCAUGCUAAUAGGAAUAAGUGUGAUCUAGUGUUCUGUCACAACAACAGUUUAAUUUAAAAUUGUCGUCAUGAACAUGAGUGUUCCUAAAUCAGAAAUACUACAAAAUGGCCAAUUUUUCCUUUAACCCCUUAAGGACACGUGACGUGUCAUGAUUCCCUUUUAUUCCAGAAGUUUGGUCUUUAAGGGGUUAAAGGAACUAUAGAGCAAUGUAAUGGUUAUGUCAGCAGGCCACUGCUGCUAUCCGAGGGUAAGUGGUCAGAACUUUUUUUUUUUUUUUUUUUUGACACAUUCUCUGGUCUCCUGGAAGCAUGGGAUUCAGCCUCCCCUUCUGGUUUAUCUAAAGCAGAAGUUCUGUUUUACAUAUAUCUAUUUUCUCUCUGUGGACAAAAUUCAUGGCUGAGCAUGUCGGCCUGUGAUUUCUGUUCAAACAUCAGUGGAAUUGACAAGAGGCCAGAAAACGCAGGGUACCAUAACUACUACAGCACAUUGACUGGUGCAUAAAAUAACACGUUAUUAACCGUUUUAUAUGCAUGAUGCAUUUAGAUACCAUGUUUAAAGAGAAAUUAGUAGUUCCUUGCUCUUUAUUUUUUCUAUUGCAAAUUAAGAACAGGUGACAUACAGGGAAUUCUAAUUAUUGGUAUUUAUAUAGCACCAUCUUAUUCCGCAGCACUUUACAUUAUGUUACUUACUACUGAUGGAUUUACCAUAAAUGCUUCUUACUGGGUAAAUGCAUAAUAUGCUUCUUACUGGGUACAUGCAAGGAUAAGCAAAGCUUAUUGCUGUUAUACUAGUAUGUAAGGUAGUCUAUCAAUAACCUCCCAUGGGCUAACCCAAGCAUGAGAUCGCUACAGCAGCUUCUUACAAUGGUUGUCCCUAAGGCAGCAUCAUGUACCUCAGUACCUGCCAGAAUCUGAGUGUACCAAGCUUCCAGAUCAAAUAAUGGCAGCAAUACAGCUUAAAGGGGCACUGUAGGCAUCAUAACCAUUUUAACUGACUGAAGUGAUUAAAGGAAAACUAUAGUAUAAGCAACACAAACCAUAAGUAUUUUAUCACAUAUAUUUGUACCUUUUUUGCACCAGAGGUUCUCCUUAUUUAUUGAAACUUCCCAUUGUCAAUAGGUGAAUUAUUGAUUGAUUGAACACUGGGAACAUUCUACAGAGCAACUAGGGCAUGCUUUUAUGCAAGUAAAGAAAAGUACUUCUGUAUGGGUUCAUUCUUAUCUGCCUGGUACACCUUUUUUAUUUAUUCUGUGUUGUCUUUGUUCUUUCUUGUAUCCCACCAGUUGGACAUGCGGUGCUCUCAAUCAAUGGGAUUGAUGUGAAUGGCAGAAAUACAGCAGAUGGGAAGGAAGUUAUUGAAUUCCUCAAUAAUCCAGCCAACUACCCACUGUCUAUCCGGUUUGGCCGACCUCGUCUCUCUUCCAAUGAGAAAUUAAUGCUGGCUUCUAUGUUCCACUCGUGAGUUACUGCAAACCUCGACUUUACACAAAGAAUAUAAUGCCGCUGUGUAUGUGUGUGUGUGUGUGUGUGUGUAUAUAUUUCUAUAAUACUCGGUCCUCCAUAAAAAAAAAAAAAAAACCCUGUAGAAAUGUACUGAUCAUCAGAGACACUGUGCACGCAGCAUUGGCUCAGACAGAGGAGGAGAUGAGUCCAAGCUGUACCACACUCACAAGCUAGACAAAAUUGGCACAGGCAUCCCAAAACUGAGAGUUCCCGCUGCUUCAUUAAUAGCUAUUGGGGCUUUUAUAGCUGCAGUGUAUUUCACAAACCACCUCCGUUAUAUAUAUCACCUGCAGAGCUGUGGGAGGGUGCUCGUUAUUAACGUAUGGAUUGUUUAAAAUUGUGAAUACUGGAGUAAUUUGGUAAUGACUUACCUUUGUUGUAUAGACCUGCAUCUUCUGUGCAGAUGGUGGGUUAAUUUCUGCUUCACAGGAUAGAUGUCAAUACAAUUUCAAGCUUGUUAGAUGCAUCCAUGAUUCCACCUUUGCUCUGUGUCUAACAGUGUGUUCUCUCUGCACCAUCGGUUUGCAAUAAAGUAAAGUUGUUAUGGUGCUUAGGGUGAAGGUAUAAUUCUUAAUUAGUUUCUGUGGCAUUUAUACAUAAAUAUUCAUAAAGAUGAGAGUUGCUUAACUAUUUUAUUUUUUAAAUUUUUUUAUUUUUUAUUCCACUAUUUGUUCUAGAUUAUUUGCCAUAGGAUCUCAGCUCUCCCCUGAGCCUGGAAGUUCUGGUAUAGAAAUGUUGGAAACUGAUACAUUCAAGCUGCACUGCUUCCAAACUCUGACUGGUGAGAAUAACAAUAUACUGAUUGGUGAAACACACAAUAUAUUCAGAUCUCCUUCCAGGUUCAGUUUGGUAAUUGCAAUAUGUUAAAGGAACACUCUGGGGACCAAUGCAUUUUGUUUUUGGCCUCUUGAAUAUGUUUUAUUUUUUGCAUGCUCAAAUCAUAUCGUUUUUGCAUUAAAAUGUUUUGCAGAAUGCUGUACCAUAAGCUGGCAUGCUCUUACUCCAGAAAAAGUCUUCCUUAUCAUAUAUAUGCAUACAUAAACUCGACCAUCGAUAUUACUAAAUGAUCUGAACUACAAAACCAGCAUUAGAAGAAGAGAACACUCGGGGAGGCAGAUAGCUAGGAUAUCCCUACCGGUUUGUAUUUUUUGUCUGCAGUCAGGUUGUGAAAUAAAAGCAACUAACUUAGUACUGUGAGACUGUGUGCAUGCAUUUGAUAAGUAAUUUCUGGAUUAAGGGGCCUUAGUUAAGGAGGCAGGCUUAUGGUGCAGCAUUUUGCCAAACAUAAUUUUUUUUAUUUUUUUUUUUUUAUAUAUAUAUCUCUAAAGAAUAAAGCAUGCAAAAAAUCCAGCAUUAUAAUGAGGCCAAAAUCUUUAAAGUGAAUUCAAGUUGUAUUGGUACCAGGAGUGUCUCUUUAAUUUACCAUUGACACACAUGUCUUCAUUCUCAAUCCAGACUCCAACUGGGAAGGAAAAUAAUUUAAUUACUUGGGGUAACACACGGUCUAUUCACUAUUUGUUCCGGAAUCUGGUAUUUGAGAUUAAAGGGAUAUUCCAAACACCAUAACAACUUAUGCUUGUUUAAGUGGUUAUGGUGUAAGUCUCUGUAUGUCCAGCAUUUCUUCUUGAAAUGCUGUAUAUAAAGAACUAUUAUAAUUUAUUUGCCACCUAUGACAGCAGGCAUCAGUCAGCUUGGAACCAGAGAUCCAGGCUGGUUAUGCAGAAUUUGUGCAUUUGAUGUCAGCGCACACAGCAUGUGGAUAGGGAACGCAAAGUCUUUACAGCAGGAAUCUCAAACUUUGACACCCCAGAUGUUGAUGGCCUACAACUCCUAUCAUUUCUUCAAUUUAAUAGAUGGCCAGAGGAAUGAUGGGAAUUGUAGUUUAGCAGCAUCUGGGGGGGACAGAGUUUGAGAUGCCGGCUCUGCACGCAGGUUCUGCGAUGUGAGAAGCAGUGAAUUGGCUGAUCAGUCCAAACAAUGCUUCCUUUUUAUAGUUGGAAUACAUUUAUUUGAUUCAACAAAUAAUAUUUAAAAUAAUGGUCACAGAAGGUAUUUGGUUUUAUAACAAAUCCACAUAAAGAAUAGUUACCCUGUUUUGGAUCUAAAGCCUGAGUGAAGUCAGGGGCUAAAUUGGCCUCAAGUACCACUGGCGAAUGUGAUUUCUGUGUAAGAUAAACAUAAUUUUUGCACAGUGUGUUCAGUGGGAGAAACCUCUUUGUACCAAAUUUAAGGAAAGCUCUGGCUAUAUUCCACCAUCCAUUUACAAUUUGUAUAUCCAAGGAAAGUGCUGGGUAUAUUCCGUACAACCUAGUGUGUAGUUUAACACUUGUUACUGCUGUACAGGCUUUCUCAGAAGCCAUACAGGAGCUUUGUACCUUGUGCCCAUGACCUACAAUAACUAGUAUGUCCAAGGAGAUCAUGGCUUCUUUUGCUGUUACGCACUGCAGAGUGUGCUUAUGACUGCUGUGAAGUUUGAAAAUUUUUGCAGUUAUAAAGUAAGAAUGAGGGCCAUGAUCUCUGCACCGUAGGCCGUGUAGAAAGGUAUGGUACUGGCGGUGACCUUUGACCAAAACUGAAGAUGAGCUACAUACUGUAUUAUGCUUAUUUGGAUGUGUAUUAGGGUUGAUAUAUUUCAGAAGAUAGGUCAACAUAUUGCUUAUGCUUGGCUCCUAAAUUAAUUAUAAAAAGGAAAAAAAAUUAAAAGAAAUCGCCAUCAGAAUUGAAACAUAUUUGAAAUUAUGCAUUAAGUGGCAAAAUAUACAGUGACGUACAAGAAGUGGUGUUUAGGGCCAUAAACAAACGCUUUCAGUCUAAGGGAAGUGGUGAUGCAAAAGAUGCAUUAUCCUUACCUGUUCUUUAAAUGUGUAGGAUUCUAUUUGUGCCAUGAAUAGUAAGUAUUUUUAUUUAUUUAUUUAUUUUUAUACACCUAAUGCAUUACAAAGUAGAAUUAGCCACACAACUCUUACAGUACUAGCCAUAUUUUGCCAAUCGUACUUUAAACCCUUAAGGAUGCAGGAUGGAAAAUUUCUCUCCAAUAAUAAAAUUAACCCCACAUUGCCGCAAUCAUGGGGUUAAUGUUCCUGUAGUGUGUCUCUGUGUUAGAGGCACACUACAGCAACAGUUUCACUGAUUCAGCCCAUGGGAUCACUCUGACUCCCAGAUGUAAACCGGGAGUCAGAGCGAUCACAAGUGCUGCAGUGAAACCCGCUCUGGCUCCCUUACUGUAAAAAACAAACUGUUAAUUAUAAAAUUCCACCCCCCCUCAGCCCUUUCAAAUAAAAUGUAACCCUUUCCCUGCCCUUUGAUCACGUCUGCAGUAAAAAAAAAAAAAAAAAACUUAAAGUUUUAAAAUAGUAAAAAAAAGUUGUUAAAAGCUGAAGAAAAAUGUUUUAAAAAGGGAAAAAAUGCAUAUUACCUCUACACUUGGUACAGGCUAGCGAAAAAAUGAUAUGGUUUAAUGUUAUAGUUUAAUGUAUGCCUUUUGAAACACCCUGGGGUUUCUUCUUCAGGAAAUGGCAUGCCUUUGUGAAGUAAUUGGAAAACGCAACCUAUUAAAAAAAAAUUCCAGAGUAGGGCCUGGACCCAGCGUAAAAAUUCAAACUUAAAUGGCUGUGUCUCAAAUGUGCCCCUUAAACGUUGUCAUAUACCUGGUAAAGGUACGUACAGGAGGUAUUGCUGUACUCAGAUGACAUAGCUGAGCAACAUAUGAUGUAUUAUACUGCUGUAGCACACAUAAGGUUUUCAAAAUAUAUAUUACAAACUAAUUGUGUGUCAAAAAGGCAUAAAAAAUGCUUAUUACCACUACAUUUGGUACAGGCUAGCAGAAAAAUUAUUUCAGGCUAAGGUUCAAAAUUUGCCUUUUGAAAUACCGUAUAAGCCGAGUUUUUCAGCACAUUUUUUGUGCUGAAAAACCCCAACUCGGCUUAUACUCGAGUCACUGUCUGUAUUAUGGCAAUUUACAUUGCCAUAAUACAGACUGGGGGCUGGCAGCGAGCGCUUACCUCUCCUGCAGCUCUCUCCUCCUCCGCGCCGGUCCGGUCAGCUCCCAGUGUAAGUCUCGCGAGAGCCGCGGGGUCAUAGAGCGGCUCUCGCGAGACUUACAGUGUGAGCUGAGAGAAGAGCUGCACGGACCGGCGCGGAGGAGGAGAGAGCUGACAGGAGCUGCAGGAGAGGUAAGUUACAGCUCUGCCAGCUCCCCUCCUCCCCCCACUGAACUGCCAAUGCCACUGGACCACCAGGGAAGGAGAGCCCCCCUCCCUGCCAUGUAUCAAGCAGGGAGGGGGGACAACAAAUAAAUAGAUUAAUAAUAUACAAAUAUAAAUAAUAAUAAUAAUAAUAAUAAAAAAAAUAAUAUAACAAAAAAAUUAAAAUAAUAUAUAUAUUUUUUUUUUUUAUAAAAAUGCCCACCCCCCCACCAAGGCUCUGCCACACAAACACACACUGCAUCACACACACUGCAUCCAUACACACACACUGCGCACUCAUACACACACACUGCGCACUCAUACACACACACUGCGCACUCAUACACACACACUGCGCACUCAUACACACACUGCAUUCAUCAUAUACACACACUGUAAAUAAAUAUUCAAUUAAUAUAAUUUUUUUAGGAUCUAAUUUUAUUUAGAAAUUUACCAGUAGCUGCUGCAUUUCCCACCCUAGUCUUAUACUCGAGUCAAUACGUUUUCCCAGUUUUUUUUGGGUAAAAUUAGGGGCCUCGGCUUAUAUUCGGGUCGGCUUAUACUCGAGUAUAUACGGUACCCUCAGGUGUCUUCUUUAAGAAAUAGUAUGCCUUUUUGGGGUAGUUGGAAUAUGUAGCCUGCUAACAUAUUUUAAAAUAGAAUACAGACCCAUUAAAACCCUACAUGUAAAUUCACACUUAAAAACCUGUACUUUUCACGUCUCUUACAGCACUGUAACUUCACAAAUUAGUGUCUAGGUCAUACAUUGGGCUUAUUAUUUUACUCAGAAGAGGUAACUGAGCAUACUUAGGGGGAAUUUAUGACAGUGGCACAUAUCAAAUGUACGAAAUACCCAGCGAAAAUGCAACAUAUAUGUAAAAAAAAAAAAAAUUUUUUUUUUUGUUUUACACCUCAAAAUUUAAAAUAAAAUGGUGGCACGUUAAGGUAUAAUGUAUGCCUAAUAAGAUACCCUGGAGUGUCUGCUUUCUUUGUGGGGUUAUUUGAACAGUCAAAUGGCUAUAAUGCCACAAUAUCAGACAUAUGACCAGCUAUGAAAAUUCCAACUAUAGAAACUGAAAUAGCAUGGUCUCCUAUAUGGCAUUGUAGCUUCACAGAAUAGUGGCAAAGGUAUACAAUUGGGGUAUCGGUGUACUCAGCAGAUGUAGCUGAACACAAUGUGGGGUUCUGUACAGGGAUAGCACACACCAGCUUUACGAAAUACACAUUACAAAAACCUUCUUAUAUGUGUAUAUGCCAAAAUAGAGAAACACAAUUUUACUCCAAUAUUUAGCAGAGAUUGGUGGUAUAAUGGCUACGUAAACAGUGUCAAAAUAACCUUAGGUAAAUAGCCUAUGUUGUCUACUAUAUAAAUAUACUUUUGUGUGACAAUUUUGUUUUCUGUGAUGGGUAUUAAACUUCCAAGACAAACAUACCAACUUCUAAAAUUGUUUCACAUUGAAAUUUUAUUUUAGACCUUGUAGUUUGUGACCUGUAACUUUCAAAAUAAACUGAAAUCCUAUACAUAUUAUGUAUUUUGUAAAUCAUGACACAUAAAUUAAUUGAUUUUUGAAUUACUUUUCCUAAGCUGGACAUAUUAUUCACAAGUUAUUAUUGGCAAAACUUGGGGAAAAAAACACCCCUUUUUUGUCCCCCUUUCUACCCCCUCCCCCCCCCUUAUUUUGCGCUUUUUGUUUUUGGUAAUAAAUGAGAAUAUGUAUAUGUCACAUCAAAUUAAAGCAAUUUUUAUUGUCUUUAAAAAAACGGUAUAUAAUAUGUGUCGGUACAAUAAAUGAGAGAUGCAAAUUGCAGUUGAACACAAACAGCAAAAAUUGCUUGUGUCCUUAAGGGUAUGUCCAGCUUCUGAAGCUGUGUCCUUAUGGGGUUAAUAAUGAUUCUUGCCAAAGCUGUAAAUGAGGUAAUUUUGAUAUAAAUAUUGUUAACGCAUACGAUUGGACAGUUCCUGUCCGGUUUCAUUGCUGAACUCUGCCUCCAGAAAGAAGCAUAAACACCUUUUUAUUGGUACAUUCUCUGAACUGGUAACGACAGAUGGGUGCAUCAUCAAUGUCAUCGUUCAGCAGUGAAUAAAAUCAUGGUUUCCAUUUGAACAUCACUGUUCAGUUUGUGGUUGGGUUAAGACAAAAUAUUAUUUAUGUAUUAGUUCUGUAUUAUGUAUUUAUCUCUCCAAGAACAUAUGGAUCAGUCACAGUCUCUAGUGCUGAAUGCUUUGUAGAUUAAUACCUUGCCCUCUUCCCCCAGGUAUUAAAUUUAUGGUGCUGUCAGACCCACGACAGGCUGGUAUAGAUUCUCUGCUGCGCAAGAUAUAUGAACUCUAUUCAGACUAUGCUUUGAAGAACCCAUUUUAUUCACUGGAAAUGCCAAUCAGGUGGGUAGAUUUUUAGCUUUGAUUUUUUUUUAUUUAUUUUUUUCAAUAAUGAAUUGAGGCAUUGACAGAGAAAGCGUAUCCACAUAAAAAGUAUGAUAAUACAGGCAAAAGCAAUAUUAAUAACCAAGUCUGUCCUUUAGGUGUGAACUCUUUGACCAGAACUUGAAGUCUGCCCUGGAGGUUGCAGAGAAAGCUGGAACAUUUGGACCAAGUUCUUAACCCGUCGUCAUCCCCUCUUCAUUUGUCUGCAGUUGGAGAGUACUAUGGAGAUUCAAUCGGCCUUAGCUGUUUAUAUUUGUUUAUACCUUGGCUGCCUCUUUCUGUAAGAGAUGUGCCAUGUUCCUGGUAUGUACAUACUGUAAAAUUGAUAAGUUAUAUCUCAUGUAACGCAGUGGUGGCAUGUGUAGGGUGGUAAUAUUACCUCCAAAUAGAUUGCAGAAUUGUUUUGUAUUUAAACAUUUAUUUCACUUUUGUAUAUAAUUCUGAUAAAACCACAUUUUAUUUCAAUUUUGACAAUUUCUUGUGUCCACUUAACAAUGGAAUUUAUUUUGCUCUCUGCUUUCGUUUUGCUCUUAUAUCCAGUGCCACGUCAACUUUAGCUUAAUGAAGCAAUUUUGGUGUAUAUUUUUCAAGAGAUGUGUAGGGAGUCUACUGUUACCUGACCAACUGCUGCUAAACCUAUCUUGCCUACUGCUGUGAUUGUUCUGUGUGAAACAGCAGAAGCUGGAAAGUUAAGAAGAUAUGACAUAAAUUAUAUAAAAUGUUCUCUUCUCUAUAAUGCACCACGGCAGCUCCUCCUUUCACUCCAGCUGGACAGGAAUUAAGUCAAACUAUUUUAAGUAUUAUUUUUGGUAUAUAAUACCCCAGUUUGUGACCCAAGCCCUACGAUGCAUUGCUUUUACAUCCUAUUACCAGAAAAGGACAAUAACGCUAAAUAUAAAUUCAUAUUCCUCUUUCCCAGCCAUGGCAAUGCACAAAAUAUUAUUAACAAGGGGGAAUAAAAUACACCAACAACUGCUGCACAUUAUAUUAUCACACGAUAAUAUAAAUAGUAUAAAAUAUGCAAUCUACAAAGCUUCCCAAAACUCACUCCUUUGGAUAAUUUGACAUUCAAGCCAUAGCCAAAAGAAGGUAUUCUGCAAGGACCACAUCACUAUCCUAAAUAUCUGGACUGGAAAGACGUGGAGUAAUUGCAAGGAAACUAUAGCAAGCAGUGUCCACAAAGAUUCUGUUCACAACCCGUUCCUUCAAAAAAUAUUUAUUAAGUGAUAAUCUUCUAAUGGAAGUUACAUUGGAAAUACAGUGACAAGCUCCCUUCUGCAGGACAGAUCAUGGUAACCACUGUGUUUUGUGUUUUACAACCAUUUAUCAAGUUCAAUGCUACAGAGUCCUCAUUGAGUGGUCUUUCAGCCCUUGUGGAACCUGUUUUGCCAUGUAUGAUUUGAUUUUACUUAAACUAUACAACAGCAAUAGAAGCAGCGGAGGCCAUUUCUCCCUUCAUAUGUCCUCCAGGAAUGAUGAAUAGCCUGUACACUUGAGCAUGGUUAGGACAAACCAAAUUCCAUCAAUGUGGUCGUUUUGGGAAAAUUGAUUUAUAUACAUCAAAAUGGAUUUAAAAAAAAAAAGCAAAAAUCACAUAUGUGGAGUUACCUUUAGCAGCCGCUCACAGUAGUGAAAUCUUGUGUACUAAUGGUGAGGGUUACAGUUGGCAGCCGCUCACAGUACUGAAAUCUUGCGUACCAAUGGUGAGGGUUACAGUUGGCAGCUGCUCACAGUACUGAAAUCUUGCGUACUAAUAGUGAGGGGACCAAUAAAAAUGCCCUACCUACCCACUUCACCGUAAUAAUAGUGUUUGGAUGGGACAAAUAUAAAACUCUUGUAAAAUAUCAACAACAAAAAAAAAAACUUGCCUUCAGAAUGCUCGGAGUGAGAUUGACCUCUGAUUAGUUGAAUACAAAACAAAUGGUCAAUCUGGGGAUAUAGAGGUAGCCGCAAAACAAUCUUACAGAAAUGUACUUGGGGAGGAGGUGUGAGUUGGGCCUUGGAUGUCAUUAUGUGUAGUAGUAUGAAAUUUUAAGAUUGGAACACAGAGCCUAUUCAGAGCUACAGUCUUGCUUUAACGAAUACGCUUGAGAAGUAAAACCUCCACUUGUCUAGAUUAAUUUAAAAAUGUUUG
Molecule: messenger RNA, 11119 nt
Organism: Pelobates cultripes (western spadefoot toad)
Lineage: Eukaryota; Metazoa; Chordata; Amphibia; Anura; Pelobatidae
Source: the annotation of a GenBank genome assembly